This is a messenger RNA of Sander lucioperca (pikeperch), 4017 nucleotides long. It is a transcript of the gene ciz1a, whose product is annotated as cdkn1a interacting zinc finger protein 1a. Bases 287 to 2596 code for a protein of 769 amino acids. Gene Ontology annotation, cellular component: nucleus. Gene Ontology annotation, molecular function: zinc ion binding; nucleic acid binding. Lineage: Eukaryota; Metazoa; Chordata; Actinopteri; Perciformes; Percidae. The record is from RefSeq and is a predicted model, not a curated record. The transcript has 16 exons.
AGUUCUCCAGGCAACCACCGGGAGGACAGAGUGCACUAACUUCACUACGCUGGGCUUCUGCUUAAUGUGAGUCGCACCGGGGACUGAGAGCAGUUAUUCAACCCUUUGCUAUAAUUGUAGUUGGAUAAUCACCAAUACUCGCUACUUUCCUCUUUGAGAAGUAAGUCGUAACAACUGUGGCCGAGAAGAUAUAUUUUAUUGUAAGGAGUGUCAACACAUUGGCACCUCACAGCUGCUGGUCUGUCAACUCACGGUGUGACGUUAACGGUGGAAAUUAAAGCCCGUCAUGUUCAAUCCACACAUCCAUCAACAGCAGCAGCAGCAACAACAACAGCAGCAGCAACAGUUUCACCAGCACCUGCGGCAGCUACAACAACUUUUCCAGCAGCAGCCUCCACCUCCGCCGCAGCCGCCUCCUGGGCAUCAUGUCGCCCAUCACCACCACCAGGCACAGCGAGCCAUUCCUGUUGCUCCCCAGACAGCCCCUCCUCCCAGGAUGGUCAACCUGUGCCAGGCAACCCAGACCACCAUCCUAGCCCCCAAUCCCAUGCUGCAAGGGGCCCUGCUGAUGCAGCAGAUGCAGGGUAACAUGCGGGCUUUUGGGAUGGCUGGACAGCAGUUCCGUCAGUUCUUCACUGCUAGAUCCAGGUCGUCUCUGCUCGGGCCAGUUCCCAUGGGCAUGGCCAUCAAGUCCCCCAUGAUGGGUUUCCCAGCUGGUCGAUCAUUCCACCCACAUGCUCGCUACUACAACAACAACAACACCACAGCCUCUUCCUCCUCUUCCAUCACUAUUGCAGACUCUGCAGCUCGCCAGCCAGACAGGAAGAGGGACAGUGAGCAGAUGGCAGCAGAGAGCACAGACAACCAACCAGCAGCUGGCAGUACCAAUGAAACCACUGACAAGACUGAAACAGAUGGUGCCAUGGGAGGAAUGGAUGAACCCACACAGCCCUCCGAGGAGCAACUUGAAGAACCUGUAGUCAAAAAGCAGAGGACAGAGGGGUCAGAGGAACAAUGUGUUGUUGAGACGGUCACGAUUGCAGAUACAGAUGGGGAAGUUCUGUCUUCAGAGUGUAACAGCAACGCAGAGGACAGCCAGCCUGAAGAUUGCAUCCUUCUGGAGGAAGAAUGCUCCAUUCUGGAGGAAGAAUGCUCCACAGGGAGAUCAGAAGCGCUGGAGGAGAGCAAAGCUGCUGAGGUGCACAGCUGUUUGUCAGCCCCGUCCCCAUCUGCCAGGCUGAGUGAAGAUGACCAUCAGGUUGAUUUACUCUCAGAGGAGAUGCCACAGGGCAAAGAUGCCCCUUUGGCUUCACCAGACAACCAGCCGGAAGAAGAGGAUGGUGUAGUGGAGGGCGCCAGCACGUUCUACUGCUACCUCUGCAGCAUUACCUGCCACAACCAGCAAAACUUCAGGAGUCAUAUGAACAGUGUUUCCCACCAGCAGAGGAUGAUGGAGAUCCAACACAUGAGCAACGCUUGCCUGGUCACCCUGCUGCCACGAGUGCAGGAGUCUCUACAGGAAGCAAUCAAAGAUGGAGAGAAGAAAGCCGACUUGAAGCAUUGGUGUGCCACCUGUCACACCCACUUCACCAGUAGCAUCAUGGACCACCGUCGCACCGAGGAGCACAAACUCGCCAUAGCCAUCUCCUCCUGCACAGUCUGUAAGAAACACUUCAGGACCUCCCAGAUUUUUGUGGAGCACUUGCAGUCCCAGGAGCACAGGCAGAAAUUAGAGAAGCUCCAGGAGCAGGAGGGCUGCGAGGCCUUAGGCAAGCUGACGGCUAUGGACACAGACGGCUUCUCGUUGGAAGAGGUGGAGGGCAGUGAGGUGGAGGAAGGAGAGAAAAGACAGAUAAAUGAACAGGUACAGGAUGACUGGUCCUCCCUUAAAGAAGUCUCUCUAAAGGACAUGGCCAGUGAUGAGCAGUAUGACUCUGACACAGUCUACGGGUCCAGUUUUUUUGUUCCAGUAGCAGGUUUUAUCUGCAGACUCUGCAACAAGUUUUACCACUUUGAAUCGUCUGCCCUACACACCCACUGCAAAUCAAUCAAGCACUUUGAGAACCUCAAGAGGUACAGAGAGUUGCGGAGUCAAAAAAGUGGAGCUGUUGAAUCUUCCAGAGAGUCUCUCCUAGCUGCAGACAGCCUCAGACCUGUAACAGAAACCACCACAGACUGUACGGAUGAAAAUUCCCUUUCUGAUGAGACUGGUUCAGUGACGAACCUGAACUCCAUCCAGCCCAUCAUUACACUCACCCGGUUGACCGUGCAGACAGAAAACCAGCAACAAGCAGAACCUGACCCAACCUCACAGGACUCUAUCAGUACCUCAGCGACCAGCACUGGCAACACAGACCAAGAGCUCAGCCUCCACAUCAAGGAAGAGACCACAUCCCAGGUCUCUGUAGUUCUGGAGAAUCCAGCCGAGCUGCCUGCUGGUAGCAGAGAGGAGCCAGACUCGGAGCCAGCAGCUGCUGCUGAGGAUGCAAAUGGAGACGAGGAGGAGAGGGAAGCUCCUGCUGUCCCAGGGAAAAAGAAUGGCACAGGGAAGGCAAAACCCAAACGCAGGUCAGGCAGGGCCACAAACAGACGCUGAGUCACAGAUAAGAUGUGGAAAGAGUGGAAACCUGGCACAAUCGUAACCUUAGGACAGGAUGUGUCAGUAUGUGAAGAGAUUCUUCCAUGAAACCGAGACCAAGAAGUGAACAGCCCUGCCUCUCUCCAUGUUGGGACGUCUGAAUUAACCACACACCAACAAAUAGGAAGAAUGAUGGUGAAUCACGGUGGAGCAUGACUUCUUAUGUGAUGCUCUUCCAGGGUGGGACAUUUAACACCUGACAGCUGUUGCAUACAUGUAAAAUCAGUGAUGGGUGGCUAAGUAUCUGAAUAUUGGCUACCAGUCAGAGAAUGAUGUUCUCGAAUCUUUAGCCUCGCCAUUAGAUUACAGCAAUCAAAAUGAGAUCAUUAUAAGAUAUGUAAAUGUAGCUCACAGCAAACACUUUUUCUUCCAUAUUAACAAAUCUGUAAAAACUGCAUUUAUGCUGCCUUUUUAAUUAGGAGAAGCUUCUUAUUGGUUACCCACUAGAAAAACCAUCACCUGGAUACACAUGCUGUGUCCCAAUUCCAUACUUGGUACUUCAAAUCUAAACGGUGUCAAAAUGAAGUAUGCAUAAAACGUCAGUUGCACUAUUCUGCCACAAGGCGAAAAGGAAAUGGAGGAGCUGUUCACAGCAGCAAAACAUUAAAAAAAAAUUGUGGAUAAUAUUUUUUGUGAAACCCCACAUAACUACUGGAUGACUUGCCAUGAAAUAUAUUAUGGACACUUGUGUCCCAAUUAGGAUGAAUUGUAAUAACUUUGGAGAUCCCCUGUCCAUCUAGAGCCAUCAUCGGGUCAAAAUUCCAAUUUGUCCAAUAUUUUGUUUCAUGACCAUGGAUGAAAUACCUGCAAAACUAAUGAUUGUUUACUUAAUAUAACCUACAAGUGAAGACAUUUUCAACAUUGCUAACCAUGUUGUGGCACAUGCUUUUAGUGAGCUGAAAUGUAGAAUCUAACCAGUUUAAGGGUUUGAGCGGGUGGCGACUUUUGUUUAAAGAAAGGGUUAAAAGGGUACUUUGGCUUGAGUGUUGAGCAAUGCUGAACCUUGAAUCUGAUCAUAACUUUGUUCAGGGCUUUUGAUUAUCCUUAUUUAUUUUUGACAUUUUGUGUUAAAGUUGAUGCCGUGUUUUGGGCACAGAAGUUGUCAGCAGCUGUGGCCUUCUCACUGAAAGUUUAAAAUGUGUUGGGAUUCAACACAAUCUGUAGGAGCUGAUGUAGUAUUGAACAUAUGUCAACAAAAUGUCUAAAACAUCUGUAACAUCUGCACACAGAGGAUCCACACAGACUUUUAGCUCAAAAUUCAUAAAGAUAAAAGCACUUGCAUUCAAUGGAUUGUGUUGGCAUAACAGUGAUUUUAUACAAAAUCCUGUUUGAUGUCACAUUCCCAUUUACAGUUGCUAGUUUGCCUACAUUAAAAAAAA